GCGGCCGGGCUUCCGCGGCUCCGCCACAGCCAUGUCACAGUUGGAAACAAGAGGCACCGAGGAUGAAGAAUCAACUGGAAUAUAUGGACAUAUUGGAAGUGCAGAAUCUGUGUGGCCACAAGUGGAAGGUCUUCACCAGGAUCCUGUGCAGGAAGCUAAGGUUGGUGAAACUUGCGGCUGGGGUAGCGAAGUAGAGAAUCCAUUGGAAAAACUCGAGGAGAAAAGAAUGAAGGAUGACAAAAGUGACAGCAGGGAAAAGAUUGCCAAAGUGAAGAAUACAGUAAAUAUAAAGACAGAACAUGAAGAUGAGGUGUCUGAGAAAAGCUUAUAUCUGAGCUCGAAGCACGGUGUGUCCCAGACUCUCCUUGUAGAACAGAAAAGUGGUGACCAGGGCAAAUGUGUGGGCAGUGUGAAUGGAAGUUCUCACCCCAGUCUUCAGCAGGAAAACAGGGCUGUUAAGAAGUCACAUAAAUGUGAUGAAUGUGGAAAAUCCUUCAAGUAUAAUUCCCGCCUUGUUCAGCAUAAAAUCAUGCACACUGGGGAGAAACGCUACGAGUGUGAUGACUGCGGUGGAAAUUUUAGGAGCAGCUCAAGCCUUCGCGUCCAUAAGCGGAUCCAUACUGGGGAGAAACCGUACAAGUGUGAGGAGUGUGGGAAAGCCUAUAUGUCGUACUCCAGCCUUAUAAACCAUAAAAGCACUCAUUCUGGGGAGAAGAAUUGUAAGUGUGACGAGUGCGGAAAGUCCUUCAACUACAGCUCUGUUUUAGACCAGCAUAAAAGGAUCCACACUGGGGAGAAGCCCUAUGAAUGUGGUGAGUGUGGGAAGGCCUUCAGAAAUAGCUCUGGUCUCAGAGUCCACAAAAGGAUCCACACAGGGGAGAAGCCCUAUGAAUGCGACAUCUGUGGGAAAACCUUUAGCAACAGCUCUGGUCUCAGAGUCCACAAGAGGAUCCACACAGGGGAGAAGCCCUAUGAGUGUGAUGAGUGUGGGAAGGCCUUCAUUACUUGCAGAACUCUUCUUAACCAUAAAAGCAUCCACUUUGGAGAUAAACCUUAUAAAUGUGACGAAUGUGAAAAGUCAUUUAAUUACAGCUCUCUCCUCAUUCAGCAUAAAGUCAUCCACACUGGAGAGAAGCCGUAUGAAUGUGACGAAUGUGGGAAGGCCUUCAGAAAUAGCUCGGGCCUUAUAGUGCACAAGCGGAUCCAUACUGGCGAGAAACCUUACAAAUGUGACGUCUGUGGCAAAGCAUUCAGCUAUAGCUCAGGCCUCGCAGUACAUAAAAGCAUUCAUCCUGGGAAGAAAGCCCAUGAGUGUAAGGACUGUGGAAAGUCCUUCAGCUAUAACUCACUUCUUCUGCAGCAUAAGACCAUUCAUACCGGAGAGAGACCUUAUGUAUGUGAUGUAUGUGGGAAGACUUUCAGAAACAAUUCAGGCAUGAAAGUUCACAGGAGGCUCCACACUGGGGAGAAGCCCUAUGAGUGUGAGGUGUGUGGGAAAGCUUAUAUCUCACGCUCUAGCCUUAAAAACCACAAAGGAAUUCAUCUUGGGGAGAAGCCCUUUAAAUGUCCCUAUUGUGAGAAAUCCUUCAAUUACCACUCUGCCCUGGAACAGCAUAAAAGGAUUCAUACUAGGGAGAAACCCUUUGGGUGUGACGAGUGUGGAAAAGCCUUCAGAAACAAUUCUGGUCUUAAAGUACAUAAGCGGAUCCAUACUGGGGAGAGACCUUACAAAUGUGAAGAAUGUGGGAAAGCCUACAUUUCGCUCUCUAGCCUUAUCAAUCAUAAAAGCGUACACCCUGGGGAAAAGCCCUUUAAGUGCGAUGAGUGUGAAAAGGCCUUUAUAACGUACCGUACCCUGAUAAACCACAAAAAGACUCACCUUGGAGAGAAGCCCUACAAAUGCGAUGUGUGUGAAAAAUCCUUUAAUUACACCUCGCUUCUGUCCCAACACAGAAGGGUCCACACCAGAGAGAAGCCCUAUGAAUGCGACAGGUGUGAAAAGGUCUUCAGAAACAACUCCAGCCUUAAAGUGCAUAAAAGAAUCCAUACUGGGGAGAAGCCGUAUGAAUGUGAUGUGUGUGGAAAAGCCUAUAUCUCACACUCGAGCCUUAUCAACCAUAAAAGCACCCACCCUGGCAAGACACCCUACACUUGUGACGAAUGCGGCAAGGCUUUCUUCUCCAGCAGAACGCUACUAAGCCAUAAGAGAGUCCAUCUUGGGGAGAAACCCUUCAAAUGUGCCGAGUGUGGGAAGUCCUUCAGUUACAGCUCCCUUCUUUCGCAGCACAAAAGGAUCCACACCGGAGAGAAGCCUUAUGUAUGUGACAGGUGUGGGAAGGCGUUCAGGAACAGCUCUGGACUUACAGUGCAUAAAAGGAUCCACACAGGCGAAAAGCCCUACGCGUGUGAUGAGUGUGGGAAGGCUUACAUCUCGCACUCCAGUCUCAUCAACCAUAAAAGCGUCCACCGUGGACAACAGCCCUAUAAUUGUGAGUGUGGCAAAUCUUUCAACUACAGGUCGGUCCUUGACCAGCACAAAAGAAUUCACACUGGAAAGAAACCAUAUCGGUGUAAUGAGUGUGGGAAGGCUUUCAAUAUCAGAUCGAAUCUUAGCAAGCACAAAAGAACCCAUAUUGAAGAAUACUUCAGCGUGACAAGUGUGGGAAAUCACAGUGGUACAUCACAGAUGAUAAUUCAUGAAGGAGGCACCACCCUGGAUGGGACCAGGAUUAGCAUGUCUGUUGUGCAGGCAGCAAUUUACCAAGUCACAGAGAACUCAAAUGGAAGAAAAAUCUUCGGAGUUUAAGAAAUCUCAGUUAUAUCUGUUUGUGAAGUAUAAUUUACUUAUUAUAAUGAAAGCCAUGAGUAUUCUUUGCUAUAGGACUUUUUCUUCAUAGCCAGUAAGGAACACUCCAGUAUCAAAAUAAUUAAACUCUUGUGAAAUGUAAAUCAGUUCAUAAUGGGGAUAAGACAUCCAAGUGAUGGAGUAUGAAAAAACCUUCAAAACGGACAUUUCUCAAUAUAAAACGCAGAUCAGGACAAGACUAAGAAAUACGGUGUGCAUCAUGUUUUGGUAAAUCCUUUGAAUGGAAUUGAAGAUUCAGGUAUAGCCUUGAAUCCCAAAUAUACAUUUAAUUGGCCAGUGGAAAAGACCCAAGAAGGGCCUCCAGAAGGCAAAUUCAGGGAGACGUAAGCUUCAGGGAAUAGAAAUUUAUUUAGUAGUCAUGAUCAUGAAGUAUAAACUUCCUAUAUUUGAGAGAAUAAUGACAACUUCUAAAAAUAUGAGUUUUGUAUAGGAAACGUAGGAUAUAUAGACUAAAUCUAAGGAGAUAUAGCUGUAACUCAUUAAAAAAUAUACACGUUAAUCAGUCUGUACUGUUGUAAUAUUGUUCUAUACUAGCUGAGUGGGUGAAACAAAAUAAUGUCAAAUGAACCCCCUCUGUGAAGCAGGUGUGAUGAAUGAAAGACAGAUUAUGCUCCAGAUGAAAUUUUCUGAUAUCAGCAUAUUCAAUAACUAACGAACAACUUCAACAUGAAUUUGCACCUUAAAAGGAGUUGAUUUGGUGAUUCCUGCAAAUAGGAAUGCUUUCACAAAGAAGGGCAUUUGGUUGCAGGAAGUAAAAAGCUAAAUACCAGUAAGGGCGGGAUAAGAGGAAAUUCAUGCUUACUGUUACAUGUUUGAUUGUUCCAAAAUGUGUUAUGUAAGAAUUUUAUACAUGUUUGUAUUGUCUGUUGUAAAUGUUAUGAAUAUUUGUUCAGGGCUCACUUUUGGCCAUGAAGAGCCAGACAGUUGUGGAGAAGUUGAGGUGGAACUCCAAUAAAUUCCUUAAAAGUAAACAA
This is a messenger RNA of Suncus etruscus (white-toothed pygmy shrew), 3840 nucleotides long. RefSeq names its product ZFP62 zinc finger protein (gene ZFP62). The transcript is spliced from 2 exons. Gene Ontology annotation, biological process: regulation of transcription by RNA polymerase II. The coding region runs from base 32 to 2806 and encodes 924 amino acids. The record is from RefSeq and is a predicted model, not a curated record. NCBI's taxonomy places the organism in Eukaryota, Metazoa, Chordata, Mammalia, Eulipotyphla, Soricidae. Gene Ontology annotation, molecular function: DNA-binding transcription activator activity, RNA polymerase II-specific; RNA polymerase II cis-regulatory region sequence-specific DNA binding. Gene Ontology annotation, cellular component: nucleus.